GUUGCGUGCGAAGUUGGUUCCUUUAAACUGGUGAUAGUUGGAUGCAUAAAAACGCAUUGCUGAUGCUGUCGUAAUUUUUCUCAAUCAAUCAAGAUUCGUUUCUGCCUUGGAGGUGAUCGCUAAAGAAUGCCUAACCAUGGAUGUUCUGUAUACAUUUGAUUACUGGGAUCGAGUCAGUUACGCACUGACUUCGCAUGACGCCUUAGAAUGAGAGAAAAACCUCUGUCCUUCGCGAAUUCCGCAUCUUCUGUCGUACAACGUCGUCGCUUGGAGUGAAAACGAGUACGAGUCAACGAGUGUUUGCGAGUCUACGAGUGGUCGUCAGCACGAUUGGAGUCUACGAGUGGUCGUCACGAGUGAUACAUAGGGCAUGGCUCCUCGUUGCUUUUCGCCGGUUGCUUCCUUUCUGCAACUUUAUUAAACUUUUUGACUUUAUUAAACUUUAUUAUUUUCCUCUUGUUGCGUGCGCGUAUGUCGUUAGCUUCGAGGUCGUAAGGCCAGGGUGCUGGAGUACUGCAUGACUGAGUAUCACAUCGUGUUUCAGCUUUUUCGGCUUCUACGGUCAACAUCAUGAAAGAUUGCAUCUUCAUGACCGUCGUAAGCAGUUCUUGUUUUCGUCCAUCUUCCUACUGUGUUGUGACUGCUUGGAUCUUGCAGUCGUUCGGAUGCGAUCUCGUACCGAGUGACUUCAUGGUGACAUUUUUAUGUUCCAUCACGUGGCCACGUUAGAGUGAUGUACUUAUGUUACAUCACGACGUGGCUACACAUCUUCACGUGGUCAAGGUCAUACAUCACUUAACGCCCCGCGGGAGAUGCGAGCAGCCACUUCACUCGUCCCAGCGCCCUCCUGCACCAUGGGCCCCUGCUGAAGUGAUUGUCAACAUCAAGGAGCCGGCUGAAGUGAGCCCCUCUGAGCCGGCUGAAGUGAUUGUCAACAUCAAGGAGGCAAGGUUACUUAUCUUCAUGAUGUAAUAUCACGACGAGUUAUUUGUAUGUGUAUGAAGAGGACUACUACUAAUAUCAUGAACUUGAAUCAAGAUGAUCACUGUUCAAAUUUUACAAAAAUGCUUAGUCCCCUGAUUUGAUAUCAAUGUAUCGAUCUUCUGUCCUAAACCUCGACGAGAGUGAGUCUCUGCUUUUUCCCCAAGAUCAAGAACACAAAAAAGAGUAUAGUCUCUAGGAAAAACAUCUUAUACGUAACAAGGCAAGUGCACGAAUCAACUUUCUUGAAGAAAAGUCUUCAAUCUGAGAGAAUUACAAGCAAACGAAAACGUCAUCAGUUAAUUUAAGUACAACUACGACAACGACAUCUACGCACAUCUUCAUCUUCAAUAAGUAUGAAUACGAACAAGAACAACGGGACGUCGAUCCGCCUCCAACUUACUACUUACUACAGUCUCCACCAACAUUAAGAACAAAAAGAAUGUCGUUAACGUCGGACCUAACGCCUUUUUCCACUUCGAACAAGAUGGAAAAGGCUUUCCCUCCUGCUUCGAAGGUGGACGAUCCAGAGGCCGAAGUCGUCCCUUCCGGUAAGAAGUCUACGAACACGAUGAACAGCUAUGGCGCCAUGGACUGUGAGCCUAAGGCGAAAACCUGGAAACCUGUGCUAAAAGUGGAGCGCCAAGUGUUAAGGCAUGGGCAAAAUGAACUGCAACAAAGUAGCUUCUUCUACUAAGUCUAUGUCUAACUGUGGUGCAUAUUCGUAUGCCAUUGCAUCAAGUCAAAUCGUCUACAGCUAAGAACUCCAACCCAUUUUGGGUCUUAAUUUUGGUUAUGGGUUCACCCAUCCUGGAAGAAGUUCAUGAAUUGAAGAUGAUUUUGUAGGUUUUUAUUUAGGGGAGGCCUUGUCAUGGAAUUUGUGAGAGCAAACAAAGUGCCUCAGAGAGGAAUUGUUUUUAUCACAGCAAAAAACUCCAGAUCUCUAACAAAAAUGCAUCCGCGCCAAGACCUCUAUACUCGCAACUGGAAGAAGCUGGCUACUGCGAUCACCCUCGUGGUCGUACUGUUAGUGUUUUCGGGCAUCGGCGUGUUUAUGCUUCUCUCCCCGCAUCCCGAGGAGCUGUGGGCCAAUCUAUUCGGGAAUACCACUGAGGCGCGGCCAAGGUCACCUUCUUUACGCGGGCUCGCGUCUGGACUGAGUUCUCAAGGUACUACGACAUGUAGACUAAAUCUUUGCACUCAAGGCACUAAAGCAACAUGAUGUAGACCACCUUUGUAAUGAAUAUAGGUCUUUGUCGUGCUCAAUCAUGUUCAUGCUGCUGUUCUCCGCCCCUGGUGGAAGGGACGCAAGUGCCUCUGAGAGGACAAGCGCCCGCCCCUGGUGGGACAAGAUGCCGCCACCUCUGAGAGGGAGCGGGGGCGUGCGGGACACAAUGAGGCGCCGUAGCGUUUUGCGAGAAGUGCGCCGCGAUUGUUGUGCAGCAUGGGGAGGCUUGGACGCAUGGAGGCCCUGCGGGCCUGUGCUUACUACGGAGAUACUGGGACAGCGCCGACUGGCGUGGGUGAUGGUUAUUCCUCCUGUGAUGCAAGAGAACGAAAGAGAGGCGGCCAGCCUGGGGCGCCUUUCUCCAUUGUGUGCCAGCGCCAGGCCCAGGGCCUUCGCUCCACUGAUGAGCCGAACCGCAAACGGCACCGCAGGAGAUGGGGGCGCGCUGGCUUCCGUGGUCCUUGUCUUCUGACUGUGUGCCCAAGGUGGGGAGAGCCCCACAGCCUCGGCAGGCUGGUGCCGCCUCGUUUUCCUCCAAAGAAAGCAAGACGAAAGGGCAAGGCCGUGGCUGCGAAGCCGUGAGGAGGUUCGACGGGCUUGUUGGCUGCCUUGGUGUGGUCGCUUUCUAGGCCCGUGUCGUGUGGUGUGCGCGGCUUGGUUGCUCGCCUCGCCCUUGUCGGGAUCUGUCUGCCCUCCUCCGCCUCCCUCUUUCCCCUUUUGUUUCGUUCUUCCCUCCUGACCUCGGUAGCGGUCCGUCGUUGUGGAUGGAGGGUUAACCCUAGCCACGGACCCGCGCACCGGUCGCCAGUGAUAAUUGAACAGGCCAACGCCGAAACAACUAAGCCACCUGCGCAGCUGGCUUAGUGGUUUAGGCGUUGGCCUGUUCACUUAUCAUUCAAACUACCGGGGUUGGCUCGGCCGCCUUUCUCGCGGUCUUUCUCUGUCGCUAGGCACCCCCUGCUGUGGCUAGGUGGGUCGCCGCCUUUCAUAUGCGGCUGGUAUCAUUAGGCUGCCAAGUUCAUUGGGGUCUGGGUUUGCGUUCAUUCCCGCGACCUCAGUGGCCAGGCCCCGCCCUUCUUGGGUGGGGCCGGUCAAGUUUGCUGAUGUCGGGCUCAUCGGUGGCUGCGUCUUACCGGCUUGGCCCAUUCUGUGGCUGGUGUGUGCACUGGGGCGCGCUCAAUCAGACGCCCCCCGCCCUUUGGCCUCGAUGCGUAUUUUGGACCUUGUCACUUUUUUGGCAUUGCCGGGGCUCGAAUCCUAGGCAGUUUGCUUGAUAAGUGAACAGGCCAACGCCCAAACCACGAAACCCGAGGCGGGCAGACAGCGCGUCAGCUUCGCACUUCUUGGCGCUGCUACUUUUCUGGGGUCUGAUCGCUCGGCGGGCCCGGGCGGCUUGGUUGAGGAUGCCCAAGGCGGACCUGGUCGUUUGAAGUGGAGACUCUCUGGCGAACACCGACCUGCCGCCGUCCCUACUCCCCUGGUGGAGUGACGGCAAGGCCCCCGGCUUGGCCUCAAGUUCCCCUGAAGACUGAACACGGGUGAAGGCCCAGCGCGUUGAUGAGUCGCCUUCUAUACAUGCAUGGAUGCCCAUGCUGUUGGCCCCUCUUCUACCUCUUCUACCGUUAUUAACCUAACCUAACAUCUGCCAUCGUCCCAAAUCAAUGCAUGCUAUCGAAGAUAAAAAUGGAUGCAGUUUCUCAAUCGUUUUGCUUAUACAACAAUUUAUUUGAUGCGCCUUUUUAAUAUUUUUAUCAGUAUCUUCAUUCUAUAGUGUUGGUCAUGGUCGUAAAUCCUUGGAACUAUCACAAAGACCCACCAAGAUCAGAAGGAUGAAGAUCAUCAAAAUGACCAAGAUCGCCAGGCAAAAGGUUACCGGAGCACCAUCCAAACGCCCGACGGGUUUACCGUCGCGCGGGUGUCUCUGGCUUCUCCUCUCUCUCUCGUAGGUGGCUCAAGCCUCCCAAAACAGUCAAGGACAAAGCAACACAGGAAAGACCUCAAGGUAACCUACAGACCUAAAUGCGUAUGGUUCCAAAAUCAACGAUCAACAGGCAAAGGACCUUCAACGUAUUCAGAUAGCAGAGAUAAUGAAUGUUCAUAGCUGUAAUCAGGUUCGUAAUGUUUUGAUCAGUUCAAAGAACAUAUGGGUGAUCGUAUGAAUCAAUGAUGAUAGCAUAGGCGUUCCAUAUGAAGCAUAUGAAAGCUUUCCCAUGCAACAUGAUAUCCCAAUGAAGAAGCUGAGACUUCUUUCCCUUGCAACCCCAAUGAACAUCCACAGGGAUCAAAGCAGCCAGAGACCAUCUGCCUCAGGCUGUUAGUGCAAUCGGUAUCAAUCUCAAGCGUUUCUCAAUGAGAAACUAGACGCGACUUAACAGUCUGUGUUCGAAUGUUCCAACACUGCUUUGACCCUUGAGUCUGGCUCAGCAUAGAGUAGAAAUUCAUGCAGAAACAAAAUGUCUCGCGAAGAAACUCGACUUGCCUCAAAACUACCCGAAUGUAGUUGGCAUGGCGGCAGCUCCUCAUGGUAUUCCUAACGGAGUUACCACCCGGGAGGACGCAGCCAAAAUGUCGCAAGGCAGAGCCGAGACGCGGAACCGGUGGAGGAUGGAUUUUGCUCGCAGAAUUUGGACGAUGACGAGACUGAAGACGAAAUAGCUGUGGAUAAUAGUGGGGGAGUAAAACUGAUAGGACAUAGUCUUUCAACUAGUUCCAUUACUGCAAGAAGAUAGAGUUAGUCUGGUUGAUAGUUGUGCAAGCACGUAUCCUCUCAAGACACAAAGAUAGGUCAUUGGUAUAACUACGAGAAUUUGUAGGAUGGCUUACUGGUAGCGUUGGAAAAAGGGCUUAGGUCAUAUUAUGCCUUGGCUAGGUGAAAGGGAACUGCUCGCAAUUAGGAUGGGAAUCCAACUUCAAAGGCGCAGGUGGUUGUCUCGUGCAUACGGACACCAGCCAGGCCAUACCCAUAAGAAACCAUCCACGCCUGCAGCUUCCACACUUGCGCGCAAACUUACUCAAAGAAGAGACUGAUAGUGGUUGUAUUUGGUCAACAGUAGAAGAAGGAGUCAGUAGAUGUUACCUUACAAGACUCGAACGUCAUAGAAGGUGUGGGCACUUUCAUAUAGAUGGCCUCCAGGUAAAUUGUCCUGAGUGCGAUCUACAGAAAGGCCAACGCGCACCAUAUGCAAACCAAUAGAGACACUUCGAAUUGCGAAGGCGUAUCAGUUAGGUCAAAGAGCUGUGCAUUCGUGAUUUCUGUAAUGUAAUUAGGAAGGUGUGCGUCGACCGCUUAAGCUGUAAAGUGACCGUGUGGAGGAAAUAGAAAGAAGCGACAAAAGGCAUUCGCCAGGACUACUCCUUAUCUCUAUAUGACAAGGUAGUAUGGUUCCUCCGGAGGGAUGGAGAACCUGUCCUGAGCAGUGACGACAUGACCAAAUAAGUUAUGCAAUCGCUGCGAGUCUCAGACAGUCCGGCUGUUCCUUAUAAUCUGGAUUGAAUGAGACCUGCGAACGUUUUAUGCGGAAUUUGUUCGGCAGUGUUCGCACAAUGCUGACUAAGUUGAUAAACGUCUCUGGUGUUACUGCGUCGAGUACGCUGGUGACUGCUGGGAUUGUUUACCGCAUAACUACGCGAAAAUGCCUCAAAACGAUGGAAAGAGUCCUACUCAAAUCUUGGAAUAAAGGACUGGUAGAAACUCGCUGAAGAGUUCACUUCAAUCGACAUGCUCCGUCGAUUUGGUUGUCUAGUUCACUUCCGUGAACAAAUUCAAUCCAACACUCCUGAACCCAAGCUCUCGGCCAAAUACCGCCGUGACGUCUUCCCUUGGAUUCUGUCCGAAGUCGUCUGGUUGGUUGGUUGGAACGUUCGCUCAUGACGAUCGUUGCAAGCUUGGACAUCGAUGGGCGGAAUACUCUACCCGAGAUGUAAAGUUUGUUCAGAGAGGACUACUUAAUAAAGGAUAUUGAUUGGCUUUUGCCAGAUCAAAGGGCAUCUACAUAGAGUCUGACGAACUGGAAAACCUGCCGGGUGGCGCGUCGUAGCUGGGCUCCCCCUUGCCUGGACAGUCAGAGCCAAGGCUGGAUCAUCAAUCGGGGUUCUCUGGCACGGAGCACAUUCCAGGUGGACCGACCGGAAUUUCCGAAGAGAUUACUGGAUAAAGUAGAGGAAUCCAACGCAGCUGACUCUUCUAAAGGUGUUACACCUGAGGAGGGGAAAACUGAAGCGAAGGAUCGCGUGGCAUCUGCUCCGCUUAGUCCGUCUAGGUUGAAAGCGCCCUCUCCAGCACGUGUUGUGGCAGGCGAACGCCAUACACACGGCGAGAAGCGUGGCCGACCAAAAGGAGCUAAGGACAAGGCAGGCAGCAGGGUACGAAGAACAAAGAAACAGUUAGAAGAAUUGAGAAAGAGUAUGGCGCUGCUCGCUAGUGCAGUUGGUGGCAUGUGUGAACUCGACGAAGAUGAGGAACUCGUCGAGUCAUGUGUGAUUUUGUCCGUUGCUCAAGCACUCAAGUCCCCUGAUGCCGAUAAGUGGCAGGAGGUUACUGAGAUGAGCAUGCGAGACUGCUAGCCUUUGAAACGUGGAAAGCAGCCUCUGACGAGGAGCUCGCGACCGCGUGACAGGCUCGACCAAUUGCCAUAAUUCUAACUAUCGAAAGAUGUGGAAGAUACAAGGCUUGUGCUUGUGUCGUCGGUAGUCUAGAUGGAUCGAUCAGGAGAGCUCAACACCUUUGCUCCCGUAGUUUCACAUACCGCAAGUAGGUUGCUCUUGACUUCUGCUACGUCAGAGCAGGACUAUGUGAUCCCGUUCGAUUUAGAUCUUGCGUUCCUCAAUGCUGAACUCGAUCGCGAUGUCUUCUGUCAUCUCCCAUCCAUCUGGGCAGAGAAGCAUGGACGCGAGAUCGUGAAGCUCAAGAAGGCCUUAUACGGCUUGAAGGACGCACCACGAGCAUGGUUCAAGAAAUAUCACGACAUACUAGCCAUUCUUGGCUGGGAGCCGUGUGAUUCUGCGCCAGGCUUAUGGAGAAAACCGAGAGCGAAAGCACCAGAGAAGUUCCUCAAGAUGUCGCCAAGGACUUCUUAGGUGCCGUCGUGUACUACUGUCGUGAAGCUCGAACAUUUCGGCUCAACGAGGAAGAGCACAUCGAUAGAAUCGCAAAGAGAUUUGAAAUCCAAGUCGGGAAUCCGGUUUACUCGCCCUAUUUUGACGAGUCGACUUUUCUUGAGGAGGGGAUCAAGAUAGUCGAUGGGUAUCCUUAUCGUGAGGUAGUUGGUGCCUUGCUAUGGGUAGCUGUAACCGCGCGCCCGGGCAUCUCUGUACCGGUGGCAGGCGUUGGUUAGACAUGACAGCAAACCAACGUCAACACGAAUGGCUAAAGCAGCCAGAAAAGUGCUGAAGUAUCUGGUGACAACGAGAGAACAAGGACUGGAAUACUCACCAGAACAAGAAGAAGAAUUCAAUAGAAUCUAUUCAAAUUAUUACCUGAAGGCAGAGAUAGGCCAGAGGUGAAUAUCUUUAGUAAUGCAGGUUUCGCCAACUGCGUGAAAACUAUGAGAACGCAAGUGAAAGAUCAUGCGCUUAAUUUCAAAGGCGUUCCAAUCGCUUGGAGAAGUAAUCGACAAACUGUCCGUGCCUAUUCUACGGCUGAAAAUGAAUAUAGUGCAGCUGCUGACACAAUUGUGCUUAGUGAACUGCAUGACUUUACAGACUUCUAUAGGCCCCUACCAACUCAGUUGGUGCACACACAGAACGGCUUGUCUCCCUCUUUAAGACAAUGCUGCGCUCUGGAUCGACAACCAAUCCGAGACCACAACAGCCAAAGCAGCUGAAACAUGCCCGAUGAGUCGCCACUAUGCACUUCGCUACUUGCGUGUGCGUGAUGCGGCGAGUUAGAUAGUUUUCUGUCCAACUAACUAACUUAGUGAAGGCUGAUGGCUUAACUAAGCUAGAAUGUAGCUCGUUUCAACGUAGACUACUACUUCGCCAUAUAGAUAACCCGGCAAAGAAAAGUCAACUAUGAAGAUUUAACUUACAAAAAGAGUAACCAUUUCGCCUAGUGGUUAAGUGUCUCAGUUCAGUUUCUCCGGAUCUGAAUGGCGCAGGGUUCGAAUCCGACAGAGGUCAGAAUUCGAAAAUGCCCGUCACUAGGAGGGCUGAGGAACGGCAUCCAUGCUGCGAAGCCGCCGGGCAAGGCCUGGAUAUGAGGUAAGAUACGGCGACCCAGAGGAAGGGCCCGGCCCGUCCUAUGCUCGCCUCGGAGAAGUGGCCAACUAGUUCAGUACUGGUUUACUUUGGUUUUAGACAAGUAUACCGUAGUCAUAGACGAAUAGUUAGGAGAUAUGAUUUCCGUGGAUAGUCCAGAGACUAGGGACUUCGACACGCAACGAUUGAGGAGGGGUGUUGGUCAUGGUCGUAAAUCCUUGGAACUAUCACAAAGAUCCACCAAGAUCAGAAGGAUGAAGAUCAUCAAAAUGACCAAGAUCGCCAGGCAAAAGGUUACCGGAGCACCAUCCAAACGCCCGACGGGUUUACCGUCGCGCGGGUGUCUCUGGCUUCUCCUCUCUCUCUCGUAUGUGGCUCAAGCCUCCCAAAACAGUCAAGGACAAAGCAACACAGGAAAGACCUCAAGGUAACCUACAGACCUAAACGCGUAUGGUUCCAAAAUCAACGAUCAACAGGCAAAGGGCCUUCAACGUAUUCAGAUAGCAGAGAUAAUGAAUGUUCAUAGCUGUAAUCAGGUUCAUAAUGUUUUGAUCAGUUCAAAGAACAUAUGGGUGAUCGUGUGAAUCAAUGAUGAUAGCAUAGGCGUUCCAUAUGAAGCAUAUGAAAGUUUUCCCAUGCAACAUGAUAUCCCAAUGAAGAAGCUGAGACUUCCUUCCCUUGCAACCCCAAUGAACAUCCACAGGGAUCAAAGCAGCCAGAGAUCAUUUGUCUCAGGCUGUUAGUGCAAUCUGUAUCAAUCUCAAGCGUUUCUCAAUGAGAAACUAGACGCGACUUAACAGUCUGUGUUCGAAUGUUCCAACAUAUAGACACUCAUGUGCGUUAACAGGUUAACUCACUGACUCACGGAAGUAGAUUAUAAUACUCCUGAUAUUUGUACUUAUGUCCUUAUGUAUGUCUUCCUUAAUAACAUAGUGUACGAGUUGUUGAUCAUUAUUAACUACGAAGUAGAUAGUGUCCUUUUCUGUGGUUGUGGGUUUAUUUGGUGAACCGGUACCCCAUUGCGGAUAAACCUGCGCACACAACCAUAGAACUGAGCACUCACCGGAGGCGUUGCACAGGGCUCCGGCCUGCCUUCGAAGGUGAGACCUCUGGGGCUGACAGGACCACGACCGCGCCGGCGCUUAGUUAGUAGUAGAGAAGUUCUUGCCUGACUUUUCUUUUUUCGGCUUUUGUUUUUUCUAGUUAGAUAUGCUCCGCCAACAUUAUUAACUACCUAGUAACAAAUCGAUUUCAUCAUGACGCACUUGCUUCUUCAUCUUCGCUCAUCUUAUCUCAUGCUCCUUCAACGUUGUGGGAUGAAUGCUUUUCACAUUAUCAAUCUAUCGAUCUACAACUUUCUCAAAAACAGGACCGGUCGACGAGCAGUGUGGUGGCAGAGAGACUGUGCGAGGAUCUCCUCACUUUUCUUGGGCAGACACUUUCUUUCGAGCAGCGGGAGUGUCACCUUCAACAUUUUUUCAGUCGUCGUGUGGAGUAUCCAGUGAAAGCGGAGCGCCUGCCCCUACUGAACAAGACCGAAAGGAAGCCCCUGCUUCGCUUCCACCAACACCCCCAGAGACCAGCGCGGGCGCCGAAGUCACACAUGUGACAGCUGACGGCUCGGACAGUCAUGACGAAGAUGAAAGAACGCGUGCUGGAGAAGACGGCGGGGCCGCCUCUCCUGCUUUGCCCCCUGGUGCCCCUGCUGCGGAGCCCGACGUGAAAGGUGCAAUCACAUCUGGAGCAGGUGGCGGUGCGCACAGGCAUAAGGAAACGGCAACGCAUGCUGGAGACGCUGCACCAGCCCAGCCUCCUGCGCCAUCGUUCAAUCCGCCUGCUACAACAACCGGCCCGGCCAACUGUGUAACAACGGGGAUGUGCAUCGACGUCGAUGACCAGAACGACAAGAAGGACGUCUCAGUCCGAUGGCACAAGUUCUGCGAGAACCUGAACACAUUUGGAAAACGUGGAGAUGAGAGUAAGCUUACGCCGGAGAAAAACAGCUUCGACUCCGUACCGCGAACAUGUGAAGAAGUGACGCAACAGUUCCUCGAUGAAAACCUGUGGGUACUCAACACUCCUUCAGUCUCUCGAUUUUGAUUUUUGUGUCAACCAUGUUUAGCUUGGAAAUAAAACAAGGAGACGGGUUAAAGAGUGAUCACCUUGUCGCUUCCUCCAACGAACUUGAUCACAACAAACUACUUCGUAUUCAUUAAAUACGAUAUAUUAUAUUAACUUCUCUCCCACUUUUCGUAAUAAUACGACAGUAUGCGAAUAGCGAGUACAGAAGCAAAAGCAAUUGGGUAAACACGGAGAACAUGCAGCAGUCUUGCUGCAAGACUGGGGCACAGACUGAAGUCUCUGCACCGUCGAAUGGCAAUGGUGCUGCGAAUGAGCCUGAAGCUCCUGCUCCUGCCCCUCCUGCUCCGAAGAUGGGGCCCGCAAAUUGCGUCACUACAGGAAAAUGCAAACGCAUGAAUAUUGAUCGCCUCGAGGACACCAUGACGAAAUUCAGCGAGCCAGUUACGCCACAUGAGAAUGAAUCAGGAGGAUGUAAUCGUGAAGGUUUCAUACUCUAUAAUGCACUGUCGACGUCAAGUUUCAUGCCCAAUAGAGUUGAGAAAAAUCCAAAUCGUUCCCCUGAAAUUCCGGUAUCGUGUGUCCCUACAGCAUGAAUUUCCACCACCUCUAAUGAAGAUUUCUGUACGGAACUGCACCAGAUUGGAGAACGUGGGGAGGUCGACGAAAGUAAGCCCACGGACGCGGUAACGAGCUGGACUAACGGUAAGGUACCAAAGCAAUGUGGCGAAGUAACGCAGCAGUAUAUGGAUCAGUACCUUUGGGUACUAGACUGGUUUUUUUUGGCUCAUCGUAGUGACCUAGUAGGUAUCUCUAUGACCACGACAGAUGUCUAACUUUAUUGGCUACAAAUUGAUUUUCUCUCUUCAAUUACGCUUUAUUUUAAUUGUUUAUAAUCAAACUGGUGAUAGUAGCAAAGUCAAAGAACUCCAACUCAGAGUAUCAAACUCAUGACGCCCCGCUGUACCUUCUUGACGCACCACUUGGGUCCAGCCAUCGGACCAAGAACUUGAAGAAUGUUGACUCCUCUCUUUCUCCCUCAAUUAAUACAGUUUUCGUAUGGACGGAGCAAACCGACAGGAACAGAUCCUUCGAAGAGUCAUUUCUAUUGGGUAGACAAAAGCGAGGAGGGCAUGGUGGAGUCUUGUUGUACGGAUGCCGCCAGUCUUCAAGCAUCUGGCAUCGAAGAAAAACCGACGCCGACCGGAGCAGCUCCUGCUGGUGCCGCUCCUCCUCCUGCUCCGAAGAGGGGGCCAGCGAAUUGCGUCACGACACGAGAAUGCAACAUGUAUUGGAGAUCUAGAAAGGAAAACACUACAUCCUUCUCGUCAGAUGAAUACUUUUUUCUCAUCUUGGUUAAACCUCGACUUUCAUACAAAUCCAUGCUGUACGCAUAUCCGAGUGGUUUACAACAAGCUAGCUCUUCGUUCCUUUCUAGUCAGCCUUAUGUAUAGUUGUUCGAUUUUUUUCAAAGCGAAACUAUUCAAGAACCUCCUUCCGCAUAAAAAGGCGUAUAGGCAUCCUGCUAACUACACCCAAUAAAUCUGACAGGUUGAUGUUCAUCUCUCGCAAACACCCUGACGGCGUUGUGAAGGACGCUGCUGGGGACGGGCGUUGUGAAAAAAUGCAUUCACUUGCGGUCGGAGCCAAUACCGAGAACAGCGAGGGCGCCUUCAUCAAUCGAGCACCGGAAAAGUGUAGCGAUGUGACGCCGGCAUUCCUCGAGUCCGCAUUUAUAGUAUAAAAUAUAUUAGACGACUACGUAGCCCUAAUUUUCAUCCUUUUGAAUGUCGUUUCUGUUGUAACCAUGACCUUAUCUGAGGACCACGUCUAUGAAAUUUAAGACUGACGUCAUAUUCAUUAUCCCAUUUUUCCCGUUCUUCUUUUGUUCAGUACUUAUACCUCGUCUAGGUCGUAAAAAGAAGUACAACUCAGGCCUUUACUCUCUUUCUCGCAUACACAGAUGCCCAGCGGGCGUACGUUCGCCGAAUUCGCUAGUCUCCAUCAUUGGGCCAAGAAACAGGCCGUGGACGACGCCGGCAAGAAUCAGUGGGUCCCGUGGAAUAAAGGCACACCGGAAUUCAAAACCUGGAAGGAAAAGACGCAAUGUUGUCGUGUUAAGGAGGCAACGGCUCCAGGAGUUCCUGCGGCUGCAGCCGGCGAAUCGUCGACAAGCAGUGGCCGCGGGUCCGCUCUUGUAGCAAGACCAGUCCAGCCUCCACCUUCAGGGACCGGUCGCGGAGCGCCGCCUUUUGUAGGCAACUGUGUAACGACGGGGAAGUGCACAGUUCAAGUUUGCGUUGGAGGGAUGAGUAACCACGGAUGCGAAUAUUAUGCCCCUCGAGAUCUCAUGACGAGGUUGGAACAACUGGACUUCUGUACGGAUCUCAGCACAUAUGCAGCAGGUAGGGAUGGAACGCUGGGGAAACAGGUGAACAACAAGUACAGCUUCGCUCAUAAUGCACCGCAGAGCUGUGACGCAGUGACGCAGCAGUUUGUCGACGACAACCUCCGUGGGGUAUUAUUCCACAUCACAUGCUAUUACUUCUUGGCGAUAAAACAUCCUGUUUUCGUAAGUCGUUUAUCUUUUAAUAGACUCAGACGCUCACCCGCACUCCCGUACAAAAUCACACAGAUCGACAACCGCAAAGCGCGACGCGACACGUGGGUAAAGCCUUCCCAAGAUGGGUCUUGCUGUAUGGAGAGGGUAACACAAACACUUCAUGCCGCUGGCACCUCGACAAACGUCGGAGGGCGGCUUUCUGCGCCUGUUGCAAAAGCCAGGGCGCCUCCUUCGCUGCCACCUCAGCCGGCUGCUCAAACGAUCAGGAACACGGCGUCUUCCAUCGCCAACUGCGUAACGACGAAAAGCUGCAGGCGUCUGGUUCAUCCCGGCAGUCAUGACUCUGGUAAGGUUUCGGUUGACGACAUGACCUUUGGCAACAAGAAGGAUCUCUGCGCGAGUCUGCCGGAUAUUGGAAAACAACGGGAAGACGAUGGGGAAACGCCGGAUCAUAGCUUCACAUCCCUACCGACGAGUUGCAGCCAAGUGACGCAGAAAUUUCUGGACGAAAAUCUUUGGGUACUGCAGCUUUGUCUCUGGCACAAUCACAAAUCUAUCAUCUUGAGGGACUUCGAGUGCUCGUUUCUUUCAUGCGAAAAUUUUUUAGAUAGUUGUAGCUGUCACCGAAACGAAUGAUCCCACCAAUGAACUUGACAAGCAAGCAACACUCAUGGUCUCACUUCCGCAAUACACACACAGACGUACGGGAGCGAGCCGAAAUCGACCGGCUGGGCAAAAGACCACCCGAAAGCUUGCUGUAAGGAGCGGGCAUCGCGCUCAGGCGGCACGACUACAAAGUUGAAAGGCGUCGCCGCAGCGUUGCCUCGUCCGGUGACUGCGACUAGAACCACAGUUACUGCCCCACCCAGCCGUCGCAGUCUGCCUGCUGGUCGUGCAGCAACUGGCCCGGUCAAGAACUGCGUAACGACGGGGAACUGCAUCGCUGAGCUACAAAUGGAUUCUACUGGCGACAAUUGGGAACAGCUCGACGUCAUGGAUGAUCCGCGCAAACCAAUUUUGCGCUGUGAAAAACUGAGCACGCUUGGAAAACGUGGAGCAGAGGCGAACCCGGAGGGCUACAGCUUCGAUUCCUUACCGCAGAUGUGUGGAGAUGUGACGCAGGCGUUUCUCGAUCAAAACUUACGGGUACUAGACACGCCUUUAUUUCUCUAUUGUGUUUGUGCAUAGUAGUAGUGUCAGCCUUGAUGUUUGAGCAGCUUGGAAAUGAAACAAGAAUGAAGAUGAGUUAAAGAGUGAUCACCCCGUCGCUUCCUCCAACGAAUUGGGUCACAACAAACUUGGCAUUGAUUUGUGUUAUAUCUCUCCUCUUUAUUUCGUAAUAAUACAACGACAGCAUCAAUCGUCCAAGCAACCACGCUAUGGUUGGGUAAACAACCAGGAAGUGCAUAUGCAGAAGCCUUGCUGUAAGCAAGCGUAG
Molecule: messenger RNA, 14484 nt
Organism: Amoebophrya sp. A25
Lineage: Eukaryota; Dinophyceae; Syndiniales; Amoebophryaceae
Source: the annotation of a GenBank genome assembly